This is a messenger RNA of Porites evermanni, 7011 nucleotides long. Lineage: Eukaryota; Metazoa; Cnidaria; Anthozoa; Scleractinia; Poritidae. The record is from the annotation of a GenBank genome assembly.
AUGAACGAUCUGAACGAUUCCAGCUGGCUCUGCAAUUUCGUGGUAGACUGCCGUCUUCCUGAAACUGUACAGGUUGUCGAAGGGUACGAAUCUCUUGAUUCAGAGGAAUUAUCGUGGUGUCAAGACGAUAUUGUUAACUUGCAUGCUUUAAAGGAAGUGUCUCGAAUCAUAGCCCGAGAUGCGAAUGGAAAUCACUUUUCGAUCCCUUUAACUUAUCCUGGAAAAAUAUUCGAGAUUAUUCCAAUGGGAUGCGCUGACCGAUACGUAACGGUCGAAGAGCUUCUGGUUCCCUUUCCAAAGUAUGUUCGAUCGCUACGAGAUAUACCAGAACGUGAUGUGGCUGUUGGAGGCAUAAUUGAACUCCUAGAAGCAUCGCAGAGCGGCCGAGGUCACAAGCAAAUUAAGUGCAGAGUAAUGGGAAGCACGCGCACGAUACUGCUUUCCGGUAACCAGUUGGGACCUUUUGAGACUCUCCGAAAUGCUUCUCCAAUGUGCAUUAAAGAUGUACUAAAUCAAACUCCCCUUCCAACCAGGGUAAGAGUCUUAACAGGCAAAGCUAAAGCGUUCAAUGAAUGUAAUACAAAUCCGCUUGUGCCGUUCGAGGGAUUGUUUGUUCUGGAGCAGGCAGUGAAGCGAAAAAUUCUAAUUGUUUCAACCUUGGUGGAGAAACAGUUGAGAAUUUUGAAGAUGCCAAUCGACCUAGAAAUAACGGUUAAAAGAGCGAUGUUAAAUAUCCGCCCAAACGUAUUCUCCCAAAUUUGUCAUUUAAUCGAAAGUGAAGUUAACAUAAAUUCUACAAUCACAUGCGGCAGCACUGGAGACGCGUCUUGGUACUUUGACGACAUCAGCGAUGACUUGUACGGAAAGCUGGAAAGUGAUAACAACGAAUUCUAUGAAGAAUUACGGCCGCUUCUUCCACCUCGAACGCCGCCUCUAACUUCAUUGUCAGAUGGGUUGCCCUCGAAGCGAAAUAGUAUAGACAACAAAAAGGCUGAAGCUCGCUAUGCUCCACCUCCCAGGCCAAAACUGUUGGGGAAGCCCUCUGCGCCAGCCGUUCAAACGCUUGGCAACAUCAUGCUGACUGCUCCUCCUCGUCCAGGUGCAAAAAAGCCAAUGCAGCCCAACUCGCCAAAGCCACCGCGGUCAGAAACUAUUGCUGCUAAGAGAAACACUCCAGGUCAAUGUGUUUCACGGUCUGGGCGAGAACCCGAUAGUGCACCAAGGCAUGAAGCAGGAAGCCCAGAGGCUCCCGGUGCUGAAAAGAUGGCAGUUCAAAGAGACGGAAAAAAAUCCAUGGCAAGACUACUGGAGAAGGUAGAUACUAAAACGAAUGCGAAUCUAGAAGAGCAAGAGGAUUGCGAAGAUACAUAUGAAACGAUAUCCGAAGUUUCGUCAAAGCAGCAGUCAGGUCCAGUCAGCGGAGACACGCUCGCCAAAGCCAGUCCCCAUCAAAUAGAUUCACAACAACAAGACGACCCUGCAGCAGAAUUUCGAAAAAGUUUGCCAAACUUAUCAGUAUCUGAGGUCAGCGAGUGGUUGAGAAAGCUGGGAUUAAACCAGUAUGUGAAAUCAUUCGUUCAAGAGGACGUAGAUGGGACAAUGUUACUGGAGAUGGAUGACGAAAUGAUGCAGUGUAUUGGAAUUGACAACGCGCUUCACAGAAAGAAACUCCUGAUGUUCAUUGAGCGAGGUUGGACUCCGAAGCGGAAUUAAGAUGGUUUGUUUUGCUGAUAUAUUUUGCUGCAUUUUCUGAUUGUGAGCAUGUUAACUCCUAUAUUAACAUUUAUUUCUGUUAUUAUAGUUUUUAAUGAUAAUUUGAAUCGGUUGCCAGAUUUUCAGUUUAGAGUAAUUCCUCAAAUCUUGAGCCUCCUGCGAAGGCGGAAGCGUUUUUGCGGAAAGAAAAUAUAUAAAGCAUAUUUAGCUCUACGUUUCAUGAACAUUAAAGGCUGACAGAGAUAGUUUUUGAAAACUUAAAUUUAGGUCCUCACAAACGACCGACGAAUAUAUAUAGACUUUAUGUUUUAUUGUAAAUAGUAUAUAUAUGUAAUAUAAAUACCAGAAGUACAAUGUUUUAUCAACUGAAGAUUUGACUAGGCAUUUUGUUACUCUACGGUUUCGUAAUCGUGUAGGCAUUUUAUUACUAUAUAGUUUUCGUACUAGUCAAAUCUUCCGCUGAUAGAACAUUAAACUUCUAGUAUUCUCGCUCUAGUCCUUCUAUUGAGAUAAUAUAUCUUGAAUAGUCACUCGAAUGAAAUGUGAAUUAAUACUGGCAAAUAUUCCUUGAGAGAGCAAAUACACUUCCAGCAAUACGAUCGUAAGGUUAUUUGGAUACUGAUAUGCAGAAAACAAUAUUUUGGUAGCUUAAAAUAACACUUCAAGUUUAUCCUGUAAUUGUAUUCUAACUCUUAUCUUUUACUGUGAAGAGACAAUUUUGUAAAUAGUUUCGCCAAAAUUAACUUAAAGAUGAGAAUUAUUGGUAAGUGCCCCAAGAAACUACCUUUUGUUACACAAUACCACCCGAGUUUAGCCUUAAGAAAAUACUAUAGUAGGGAAAUGGCAUCCUAUACAAAACCACAAACGACUAAGAUAAAUCUUUAUAAGGAGCCUCCCUUCAUAUCACAUGGCAAGGGAAAAUCCCUUAAGGGCCUAUUAGUUAGAGCGAAGCUCUAAAGGUCAGAUAACUUCCUUUACGACUAAGUGCAAGAGUCGUGUGUUGCCCCUCGCCAAUUUUUAAACUAUAGUUUCGGUAGAAACUUCCAUCAGCAAGCUGUCAUUUCUAACCAAUUGCCAGCUAAUUUUUCUUUACCAUACGACAUUUCCCAGCCAGCAUCAUAUUGCCUGCGGAAUGCGGAGGUACCUACUCUGCACUAUUGUUUCACUUCAGGGUGAAAUAUCAGUAAUCUUUUCUGAUCGAGUUUGUUCUCUUAGAAUGAAUACUCUUCGGUAGUAUCAUGUCUUACAAUUCAACACAUUUUGUUUAUCAUUUCUUUAGGUAGGCUACUGAAGAUAUUUAUUCCUUUUCCUGUUUUGAGGCUGAAAUGAGAUAUUCGAAUUGACGCAAACGUCACCAAGGAACUGAUCAAAAAUAAAAAACAGCAUGUAACAAGGAAAAUGUAAUGUGAUAGAAUUCUUUUUACACAAUUUUAAAGGUCUCAGUUAUAAAAUGCUAUAUACACUGUACCCAGUUACACACGGUCUAACAUUUGGUCAACAAAUGUUGCUGCCUUCGUUUCGUUUUUUUUUUCAAGUUUUAGCUUGUGAUCAACGGGAAAGAGCGUUCCUGUCAGUGUCCCCUCGGAACAUUUCCAUACGCUGUUCAAUAUUUGUUGCCCAGCAGUUGCAACUUUUGGCUACAUUGUACUUGAGUUUAUGACAAAGGAUAAACAAAUAAAUGUUAUUUUGUUCAACCAAAUAGUGGUUAAUUCGGGUGUAGAGGUUGAAAUGAGUGCUUUACCGCCACAACACGGCCCGGGGGAGGGGGGGACUCCGCAUAUGAAAGGGGUGGGGAUGCUCGUCGGAAAUUUUGAAUUAAACCCCUAAAGCUAUUUUUACCCCUAAAAGAGACCAUGUUAGUGGUGAUAGGCUCCUGACAAUAUGUGUAUUUUAAUAUAUUUUUUCCUGUGCAAUCCUAAACGAGACCUUCACAGCUAAAUAUGAUGGCGUUUUGCGCAGAACACCCUAAGUGAGACCAAAAUCCGAAAUUUACACCCCUAAGCGAGACGACGAGCAUCCCCACCCCUUUCAUAUGCGGAGUCCCGCCCACCCCAGGGCAACACAGCCGAGCAAUCCAUACGGCAACAUCUGGGUAGCGUUUCAGCUGGCCCGGGAAUAAAAUUUUGACCUCAACUUCUUUAACUACCUAGAUCUUAUCCCAUCAUUGAUCCUAAAAUACAGCCUAAAUAGUUUGUUCAGAUUUCACUCAAGUUAAGCGCGAGAUGUUUCAGCAAACCGCAAAACUCAGUGAAAGUUCUGAUCAAGGGUCAUAAUGCAAUUUAAUCGUUUUGGUUUUGUCCAGAACUUUCGGUAUGGGGUGUUUUUACCGCAGUGUUUUUUUUUUCAGAAAUACGAAUGUUUCAUUAUUUCGAGUGUUCUCAUAAAUUGUAAGUAACUAGAAAACUUGACAGAAUAGAAAAAGGGGAGGGGGAACUAAGGUCGUGAAAUUUAAUGUAACUACUCAUCACAGCAACCAAGUUCCCAUUUUCCUUUUCUCCUCUGUAAGGUGACAGGACUGAAAGAAGACAAUUGUUAUUGAGCUUGCGCGUGUUAAAGCGAAUUAGUUUGCUUUCAUCUUAGGCUUCGAUAAAUAUGUUUCAAUAUCGUUAUAGCCAUAACAAUUCUUCAUAUUUUAAACAUCACCUAUGUUUACACAGGAAAAUACUAUUUUUCUUGAUCAAAUGCUCGGCUUUCUGUUUCCUAUCAUUAAAUACAUUAGAAAUACUGACCACAUAUUUAGGGCUUUGCUUACAACUCCAGAAAUCCGGUGUUGUCGAUUAAUGUGACAAAUUAAAAUGUUUCACUAUUUUGAUGGACACACUCCUAUUUUUAAUUCCCGUUUACCGGGUAUGUAAUUAUCUUGUCAUUUGGUUUGCCCGGCAGAGCCAAUACUAUAUACUAUGUAUUCCGGAAGAAAAAAAAAAGUUAUGGAAUUUUUCCUUUUAUAACGUUUUUCGGCAAUUUUGGGGACUCUCCUUAACGAUUUUUCAGUAUCAUUAAAAUAUGUUAGUAUCCAGAAACAUUUAAUGACUUCUUUGUAGUAAACAAUAAUAUACAGUCCUAUAUAAAAGUUCAGCUUAAAAAAUACACAUUGAUUUGAAACUAACUAAAAGGAAGAAUUAUGAAAAACUUUCUCCUUAAUGCAGAGAUGCUAUAACGUGGGAUAGUUUACCAAACGAUUUAAAAGAAUUAAAGCCCAGAAACGCAUUUAAGAAAGCAUUACAUUUAUAUGUUAAAAAUCAGGUCAGGUAACACCUUGAUCAAUUUAUAUGGAAAGUGAAACUCAUUAUGCUACCGUUCAUCAACUACGUAAAAUAACGGAUUCACCAUUUUCACAUAAUGCACCUUGUUAACCCCUCCCAAAACUUUGUAUAACCAUUGUCUUGGAUCAGUCUAUUGGGACGACUGUAAUACCCAGCAGAAACUGAAAACAAUGGUUAUGCAAAAUUCUGGGGGUAAACAAGGUAUAUUAUGGAGUAUGCCGUGAAAGUAGUGAUUUAGGGAAAAUGACUCUAAAAACGCUCAUCUGCAGUAGAGCUUGCUGUGUUAUCCUUUGUCCUUAAUAUUGUGAUAAAAAAUUGUGCAAAGAUGGUCAGCUCGUCACCAGGCAAUAAAACACAUCGGUUUAAAAUAACCUACCCAUAUCAUUUUUCUUAAGAAUUCGAAUUAAUCAGCAGUUUAUCAGUUUACGUCGCCAGGUGUGAUCUUUAAAAACUGCAGCCAUUCUAACUAGGCCAUUAGACACGAGUUUUGUUUUUAUAGUUGACCAACAACGACUUAAGGUAAUGUUAAACGAGACGAUUCACAACGACGAUUGUUAGCUCAACGAAGCGUUGCAACAUUGUUGCGACAGGGUUUCGAAUAGUUACAAUAUCGUUCCAACAUUACAACGCUGUGUUGCACUAAAAAUCGUCGUUGCGAAUCGUUCCGUGUAACAUCACCUUAACUUCAAGAGCAGUAAUGAAAUUCUAGUUAGAUGUGAUUCAGUACCAGAUGGUAUGCAAGUUGAUGAUUGUUUAUUUCUUAAAUAAUAAACGCGCCGAGCGCACUUGUAAGUUAGUUGAAGAAGUGCAAAAGAAACACGAAAAGCCGGGAUCGCAAAAGAAUAUCUUCCUCCACUGAAAAUCUCUGCUUAGAUUAAAGCGAAAUAUUUGAAAUUAUUGAGACACCGAUUCAUUAUAAUUUGCACAACAAAAAACACCGCACUGCCGAAUCAGCUAAAAACAGUUCGUUGGAUAUUAUCUGGUAAGGUGUUAUUGACUGUGGAUGACAUUUCUCCAGCAUGAAUUCGAAGAAGAGGUUGGCGAGAGCUGUGACCGGAGAAAUCUCUACUGAAUCGUUGGACACUUGUAAAGAAAUAAGAAAGACAAGCUUCAUUUUUUUCGUUUUCUGAGCCAAAACAGACGAGCAUCAGCGAAUGACGGAUAUUGUCAACUGAAGCCUGUUCGGGUAUUACUGCGCUAUUGUCUCGGAAAGUUGUCAUCUGACAAGUCGGCUCAGUUACACAAUAUCAGCCCUGGCACAUUAGUUUGUUCAUACAACUUUCGAAAGCAUGACCCAUCAGUCCAUGAUUUCCUUCCGAGAGUAUCGACCAAGAAGAAAAUGCUAAUGGCUGGUUGUCCUUUUUUUUGCGGCACUCUCCAAUUUUAAAACAAUGCGCGGUUUUUUAAGACAAAUGAUUUAAACAUGCAUUAUGAUUAAUUUGUGUUACCAACUCUAUCCAAAGCAAACAGUCACCCAGUCCUCCUUGAGAUACAAUCUUGUACAAUAUAGAUCGAGAAUUAAGAUUAUUCUGACCGCCCUCCGAACCAAGGUAUAGGGAAAAUGGCGCUUUUUUGGCCUUCGCGCGGUUCAUCCUUCAUUUCAGAAGGACUUAAAGGGUAUUUGUUUUUCUAUUUAAUUUUGUCCAGGACACCCAUACUAACCUGUGGUAGUAUUUCUGUUGUUUUCCAAAAUAAUGGGAUUAUAUGUUUUAUCCAAAAUACCUUGUUUCUGCACCUUCAUGACCCUAACGAUGCAUUCUUUUCUUUUCUUCCUUAAAAAGAUAAUAUGAAUAUAAUAGGAAUAUCAGGUUGUUUAUUUCUUUAGUGAAUAAUCAAUAAUGUUAUUAUAGAAAAAAAAGCCUGAACCUUUCUACACAGCAAUCCACUGAGUUAUUUCAGUUCAAAAGCAUUAAUUCGUGAAAGAUCUUUAGUAUUCUUUGAUUGUGUAUGUCCAGAAGCAAGGUAUUAUCGUUCCGAUGAAGCUGUGAGCCUUCUACCAACUUUGGGAGCUAUACGGGUUUGCCAAUUGCAAUAG